Messenger RNA from Branchiostoma floridae (Florida lancelet), 2185 nucleotides. Its product is annotated as nucleoporin GLE1-like. Lineage: Eukaryota; Metazoa; Chordata; Leptocardii; Amphioxiformes; Branchiostomatidae. Gene Ontology annotation, cellular component: nuclear pore cytoplasmic filaments; nuclear pore; cytoplasm. Bases 43 to 2175 code for a protein of 710 amino acids. Gene Ontology annotation, molecular function: phospholipid binding; inositol hexakisphosphate binding; translation initiation factor binding. The record is from RefSeq and is a predicted model, not a curated record. The transcript has 4 exons. Gene Ontology annotation, biological process: poly(A)+ mRNA export from nucleus; regulation of translational initiation; regulation of translational termination.
ACUUCUGUUCUCAUCUGGACGUUUCUACGUGUAACCAAUAAUAUGGACGAAAAGAUGUCCGUUUUAGAAGAGCUCGGAAGGACUAGCAAAGGUCGAUUGCGGUACUCGAAAGACGUGGAGAUCGGCACCAAGUCGGGAGACGCGGCCGGUUGGCUCGGUAGACUGGUGGUCAGGAUCAACGAUGUGGAUCAGGUGCUGUCUGCGCUGGAAGCGGAGCUACAAAACGAGCAGAACGGAGAAUCGCCGAGAUCUAAGACCCAAGAAGGAUUGUCUCCUCCUAACAAACCAUCACAGAGGGGCACUCAACACAAAGAAACCAUCCAUGCUCGUCCGCAAGCAUCCCAGGACUUGAGCCCUAAAAUCAUACCACCGGCAAAAGGACCUACAGGUUCGUCGGAAAAUGGCGGAGACAUCGUCAGGGCACAGCUCCAGAAAAGCGUCUCCGUGUACGAGCAAGAACGUCAGGAAACAGUCAAGGAAACAGUCGUCAAACAGAAGAUACAGAUGGAGCAGCAGAUAGCAGGUCUGUGGCAGCAGGCACAGCAGCAGCUGUCCAUCCUGCAGGACCAGCACAGACUGAACAGCAGGAGACAGCAGGACAAGGUCAACAACCUCCUGCUGCACCGGGGAGAGAAGAGUCAGCAGAGAAUCCAGCAGUUGGAGGAGGACCAUCGCCAGAGAGCCAGGCAUCUAGACGCGCAGUUACAGGAGGCCAUUGUACGGCAAACCCAGCAGCAGCGCAGAAAGCAGGCUUACGCACUAGAGAAGUUAAGACAGUUGAUUAAGCAGCAAGAAGAAUCGAACGAGGCAGCCCAGGCCAUGACGACACUCCUGUCUGACUUUGGACAGAAGGACGCCCUGCCAGCAGAUGUGCUGAGCGAUGCUCACAGAGCGAUGAUGUUGACAUCCAACCUGACAAGGCAAGUGUCUGCAGCCAGCCAGGCUGGCGGUACGACUGACCAAGUUCUCCAGCUGGCUCAAACCACUCUCGCUGAGGUCAAGGCCAUAAAAACGAAGGUGGUACAGGCGGUAGAGAAGGCCCGAGAGGAGGCCAGGAAGGCUGAUGAGGAAAGAGCCCGGCAGGCACAGGAGCAGGCCAGGGUGCAGGCUGCAGAGCAGGAGAAACAAGCAGCUCUGAAACAGGCGGAGAAGGCAACCGCGGAGAAAGCAGCUGCAAAAACCUCCUCCACCAAACCAGCAGUCCCUGCCGACUCCAAGGAAGCGUUCCUAUCCACUUACACACAGAAUAUCAAAAGGUACAGGGAUCUCCAAACUAACUUAGACACUUGUGUCCAGUCCUGCCUCCCCCUAGCCAAACCUACAGACUCGCAGCUGAAGAAGUACGCGUUCGAUCUACAGAAGGCCGUGAACACUCCACUGAACGCCAUCUCCUCUCACUCAGCCAGCCAUGUGACAGACAAGCUGGAGAGGCUGUGCAGGCUGCUGCAGGGACAACAGGUGGAGGUCAGCGACAAGCGAGUUUCCGCCACCAGCCACCCCAUGGCGACCCUCUACUGCAAGGAACUGCUGGCCAGGAAGUUCAUGAAGCAGGGCAUCGAGCAGAUCGCGUCAAACCACGAGUCGGCCUUCCCCAUCGCCGCGGUCGCUGUCGGCGUGUGGAUGGAGUUCCCUGACGUAGGCGAGCUGCUGAUGGCUCACUUCCACCGGGCCUGUCCCUACAUCGUGCCGUUCUACCCCCCGAGGUUGGACGGUCAGUCGGACGAGGACUUCUACAAGUCCAAGGGGUACGCCUACAAGGAGGGGACAGUAGAAAAGCAGGACAAGUUUCUCAAGCGCAUGUCGGGUAUCAUGCGGCUGUACGCCGCCAUCGUGCAGACGGAUACAGGGUCCAAGAAGCACCCCCACGGCGUGGCGCACGGCUGGUGCUGGCUGUCCAGCGUCAUCAACCUGGACCCUGAGAUGGACGUGACGGCCACUCUGCUGUACGACUUCCUACAGGUGGCUGGCCAUGCCCUGAUGAAGACCUACGGGAAACAGUUCCACAAACUGCUGCACAUCCUGUGUCGGGACUACUUCACACAGAUUCAGGCGGUGACAGGCGCCGGCCAGGGCGGGCCCGUGUCACGGCUGAAGGGGCUGUUAGAGGAGUGCAUCAAGACACAGAGAAUCGCUACACCUAAAGGGAUGCUGACGUCUGUCUUCUGGACAUCAUAGUGCCUUUAGG